AUGUUGAGCCUCAUCCAGGAUACCCCGGAGUGGGUGAAUGAACUAGUCAUAAACAAAGAAGGAACUAAAAUUACUGUCUGUAGUUUCUAUGCACAUACACUGGCAUCAGAAGCAUCCAUAGAGGACCUGAUGAUGCAAGCACAGAAGAUCAAGCACGACAUCAUUGGUCUGACCGAAAUGAGUAGGCAUCAAUCAUAUCACGCCAUUUUCGACACUGGAGAAGAACUGUUCCUUGGAACAUGCAACAACAGAGGCGUUGGUGGCGUCAGUGUCCUUGUCAACAUGAACUUGGCCAUGAGCAUCGAUUCAUUCGAAUGCCUAACAACCCAAAUCGGACGAUUACACUUGAAUAGAUGUGGCUCACUGCCUGCAGUUUCUAUCUUAAUUGUCUAUGCACCAACAUCCAACUACAAUGAAAAAGAAAUUAAGAAGUUCUAUAUGGAGCUGGAGAAGUUCUAUAAAGAAGACCACACCUUCUACAAGAUCAUUGUCAGUGAUUUUAAUUCCAAGAUAGGACAGAUAAGGUCUCCUGAAGAACUCCACAUCGGGACCCAUGGCCUAGAAUGGAAAAAACUGGGGAAAGGAAACCAGAAUGACUUGGUGCCAGAACUGCGCAGGAGGAAGAGAGCAGCGUGAAAUGCAUUCAAGAGCAUCGAAGAGGUAGUUAAGAAAACAAAGAAACUCCGACUCCGGGCACAUCUUUUCGAUUCCACCAUUCUUCCUGCGCUAACAUAUGCCUCAGAGACCUGGUCCCUAUGCAAACAGGAUGAGAAUGCUAUUCGGGUAUCCCAAAAAGGAAUCGAAAGAGCUAUGCUGGGAAUAUCAUGUUUCACUCAAGUGAGAGAAGGAAUCCGGAGUUCUGACCUCCAUCAACGGUCAAAAAUCAGGGAUGCUGUCUCGUUUGCCAAGGCAUCAAAAAUCAGAUGGGCCGGUCAUGUAAUGCGAUUCAGAGACGACCGCUGGACUAGAGCUGUUACUGACUGGAUUCCACGGGACGUCAGAAGACCUCUUGGCCGCCCACCAACUAGAUGGCCAGAUUUCUUCGUCAAAUCCCUGAAUGAACGAUUUGAGGCUCUUUCUGUUCCUGGAGCAAGCAGAUAUCAUUGGGCUGCACUAGCACGCGACAGGGACAAAUGGAGACGUUACUGGCGCCCGCUUAAGCAAAUCGAAGAUCAACAGGACUACAAGUGA
Messenger RNA from Sorex araneus (European shrew), 1191 nucleotides. RefSeq lists its product as uncharacterized. The record is from RefSeq and is a predicted model, not a curated record. The transcript is spliced from 4 exons. NCBI's taxonomy places the organism in Eukaryota, Metazoa, Chordata, Mammalia, Eulipotyphla, Soricidae.